Salvia miltiorrhiza (redroot sage) is the source of this 1457-nucleotide messenger RNA. RefSeq names its product malonyl-coenzyme:anthocyanin 5-O-glucoside-6'''-O-malonyltransferase-like. NCBI's taxonomy places the organism in Eukaryota, Viridiplantae, Streptophyta, Magnoliopsida, Lamiales, Lamiaceae. The record is from RefSeq and is a predicted model, not a curated record. The transcript has 2 exons. Bases 12 to 1391 code for a protein of 459 amino acids.
AGCUCCAAUUAAUGGCGACCAAGCUCCAAAACUGCAAAAUUUACCCUUCUUCUUCUUCUUCUUCUUCUUCUUCUUCCUCCAGCAGCAGCAAUCAAGAAUUCUACACCCCAUUAACACACUUCGACAUUCCAUUCCUACAAUCUGAUCCCACAAAGAGACUCAUCUUCUUCGAAUUCCCCUGCUCAGACCUCCAUUUCCAUGAACACAUCCUUCCAUCGCUGAAAAAUUCUCUCUCCCUCACUCUCGCACACUUCCUCCCCCUCGCCGGAAACGUAGUCCUCCCGUCAAACUCCGGCAGCCCCGUCAUCCGCUACGUCUCCGGUGACUCCGUCUCCCUGACCGCCGCUCAAUCCGAUCAGGAUUUUCACUAUCUUGCAUCGCACCAUCAACGACUUGCCAAUCACUUCUACGAGUUAAUCCCCGAGCUGCCGCCCGCAGCCCGUCGCCCCGACUCCUCCGUCGUCUUCCCCGCCGCGGCUAUCCAAAUCACACAGUUUGCGGGACAGGGAAUCUGCAUUGGCAUCACCAAUCAUCACGCCGUCGCCGACGAGAGCAGCACCGUUAAUUUUGUGAAGUCGUGGGGUUGUGCUAACAGAUUCGGAGACACUGAAGCAUUUCAUCAAACACUUGCUACACAUUUCCCACUUUUCGAUCGAACUUUGGUUGAAGAUCCAAAAAGAUUAGACUCCAUCGCCUUGGAAUUCAUUAGAAAUCGGAAUCUUCCAAUCGAGCAACCCUCUUCGGUGGAAUUUUCCACCAACAGAAUUCGCUCAACUUUUCUCCUAACAAAAAAUCAAGUGCAAAACCUCAAAAAUCAUGUUUACACUCAAAUGCCUGAAUUGGGCGACGUUUCAUCUUUCACGGUUAUCGCUGCUUACGUUUGGAUUUGUAUGUUGAAAGCAGAGGGCUCUUUCGACGAAGAUGAGAUCGCCUACUUCGGUUUCGCCGCAGAUUGCCGUGGACGUCUAGAUCCGCCGCUGCCGGAAUUUUACUUCGGAAAUUGCUUAGUUUUCGUGAUUGCAGAAUCUCGGCGCGGAUUGCUGAAGAAGAAGGACGGAUUUCUGAUUGCUGUGGAGAGUAUACGAGAGGCGAUUCGAAGAAAUCUGUAUAGCGAUGGGGGAAUCCUCGAAACCGCCGAUUGGCCGCUGGAUUUCAAGAGAUUUAGUGGAAAAUGUGUGGUAUCAGUGGCUGGAUCGCCAAGAUUUGACGUUUACGAAGCUGAUUUCGGGUGGGGGAAGGCGAGGAAGCAGGAAUUCAUGCAUCUUGAUGGGGAGGAGAGAUCGAUUUCGUUGGGCAAAUCUAGGGAUUUUGAGGGUGGAUUUGAGAUUGGGUUGUCGAGGAACAAGGCUGAAAUGGAUGCUUUUGAACUAGUUUUUCGUGAGGGACUUUGAGAUUCAAUGAUUUUAAGGUCCGAUUUAUGUAUCAAUCUCAAAUUUAAUACUUUAAAAUUAAUUAUU